Messenger RNA from Manduca sexta (tobacco hornworm), 1194 nucleotides. RefSeq names its product prenylated Rab acceptor protein 1. The record is from RefSeq and is a predicted model, not a curated record. Gene Ontology annotation, cellular component: Golgi apparatus. Lineage: Eukaryota; Metazoa; Arthropoda; Insecta; Lepidoptera; Sphingidae. Bases 119 to 715 code for a protein of 198 amino acids. The transcript is spliced from 6 exons.
UUGACAUUUGUCAAUUAUCAGUGACAGUUGUUAUUUUCCGUUUGAUAGGUAUUUGUAAAAGUGCGUGCUUGUGAAAAAUCUUAAAAUAUUUACUACUUUAAAAUCAAUAAUUUAAAACAUGUCUGAAAACGUUAACAUCGAUUUAUCUGGGGAAAUGAAUGCAACUACAGAAAAAAAAGGUUUUCAAAAGUAUGUCAAUGAUAUGGAUUUAAUACUUCAACAAGUUACAAGUGGUGCAGCACCAGCUUUGCUUAUGGGUGUGCUUGCUACCAGACGACCAUGGACACAAUUUGUUGCCACUGAAAAUUUCAAGGCACCAGCAUCUCUACCACGGUUGUCUCGGCGUUUCUAUAGAAAUGUGGAGCACUUCCAAGCUAACUAUAUUAUGGUCUUCCUUGGUCUAUUUCUUUAUUGCCUGAUAACAUCACCAUUGCUUCUCAUUGCCAUGGUAGCAAGCUUUUUUGGAUAUCGGAAGCUGACAUCUGGACCUAAUACAUGGAAGAUUGGCGGCUGGGAGUUGACGAAGACCCAGCAAUAUGCUGUAGCUGCCGGUUGUUCAAUGGCGAUAUGUUGGCUUGCAGGAGCAGGAGCAGUUUUAUUUUGGGUGUUAGGUGCGACAGUAACAGUGGUAGCUCUUCACGCAAGCUUCUUUGACGCCGAAGCGUUGCCGCCAUCCGACGACCCUGAGCAGUUCCCCAUGAUAGAGCAGGUGUGACAGGGACACUUGCCGCUGUUCCUGCCACCUUCGAGCCGGUUGUACCAACCACACCGGCAUAGUGACACAGUGAAUUGAACUCAUGAAACAAUUAUUUAUAAAAGCCUACAAGCAGCAUUUUAAAUAUUGUGUUUAUCUCCCUCAUUCACACAAUGGGCAAUAUAAAAUAGAAAGUGACAAUGAAUGCAAUGAUACAUAUGUGAAAAAAAACACUUUGUAGUCCUUUUUAAACACAUUGCGCGCACGGAGGGUGUGAGAUUUGGCAUGAUUUAAAGUUCUUAUAUAUAGAGAAGUACAUAAUAAUAAUAUUUAAUUUCUGUUUCAGAUAAUAAUAAUUAAUUCGAAGGUUCACUUGUGACCACUAUUGUAUGUAUAUAAUAUGUAUGAUGUGUCUGUAAUUCAAGAGUAUUUUAACCAUUGGGUACUUUAUCGUGUUGUUUUGGGCCGAUCAUUUUAGACUACUAACAAUAAAAACAAAA